Coregonus clupeaformis (lake whitefish) is the source of this 5183-nucleotide messenger RNA. Its product is annotated as LIM and calponin homology domains-containing protein 1-like. Gene Ontology annotation, biological process: positive regulation of stress fiber assembly; regulation of focal adhesion assembly. The transcript is spliced from 27 exons. Bases 407 to 3979 code for a protein of 1190 amino acids. Gene Ontology annotation, molecular function: myosin II head/neck binding. Lineage: Eukaryota; Metazoa; Chordata; Actinopteri; Salmoniformes; Salmonidae. The record is from RefSeq and is a predicted model, not a curated record. Gene Ontology annotation, cellular component: stress fiber.
GUUGCUGCUGUCUGGAAACUGGGUGUGUGAUCCGGAGUGGCUGAUGGAAUUGCUUGCUGUCUUUGCAUUGGCUGACGGCACAGCAGCACUGCUCCAUGUAUUUUUAGCCAUUGAUGCAAUUCAUAUUGCGGUGCGAGUGAGUCGACUCGAUCCACAGUCCCAGUUGGCUACACAGGAGUUACAGGGGGGUAGCUGCAAGUGCAGUGCUGGGGGUUUGCGGCAUACACCGAAGGAGAGUGGGGGAGACUGCUUACACAGCAAGUCAAGUAAAAAAUAAAUAAACGGCAUUAAACCGGCAUUAUCGGGUUUUCACGGUCAGGUGCUGAGGCUGAAACCUGAGGAUUUUCCAAUAGCCUAUAGUUGUAGCUUUAUUGUUGGUCUAUUUUAACACUGAGCAGCUUUGCAAAUGGCAAGUCCCACUGCAGAUAGAGGACAACCACACCAGCGACAUCCCCUCUCCGAAUCGGCCUCGGAGCCCGCGUUUCUAGAAGCGCAGAAAUGGAUUGAGGCGGUCACAGGCAGAUGCUUCAGUGCCAAGGACUCCAGGGGAGGCCUGGAGAAUGGGAUUCUGCUGUGCGAGUUGCUGAGCUCCAUCAAACCUGGCUUGGUGAAGAAGAUCAACAGGUUACCCACUCCCAUCGCUGGCCUGGACAACCUGAGUGUGUUUCUGCGUGGCUGUGAGGAGCUGGGACUGAAGGGCUCUCAGCUGUUUGACCCUGGGGACCUGCAGGACACCUCUACAUGCCCCAAUGCCAACAGGGUUGCUGACUGCAGUAGGAAACUCAAGAAUGUUCUGAUUACCAUAUACUGGCUGGGCCGGGCUGCUAACAGCUGCACCUCCUACAACGGGCCCACACUGGACCUGAAGGAGUUUGAAGGCCUGCUGUCACAGAUGCGAAAGGAGGCGGAGGACACAGAGAGCCCUCAACGCAGCAUACGGGACAGCGGCUACAUCGACUGCUGGGACUCGGAGCGUAGCGACUCACUCUCCCCGCCUCGCCACGGCCGAGAGGACUCCUUCGACAGCCUGGACUCAUUCGGCUCACGCUCCAGACAGACGCCCUCACCGGACGUACUGGUCGCCCGCAGCAUCGGCAGUGAUGGCCGUGGCAGCGACUCAGAGUCCGAUGCCGGACCCCACGGGGGCAGGAAGCUGCCGGACGUGCGCAAGGAUGACAUGCUGGCUCGGCGGACCUCGGUGAGCGAGCUCCGAGUGAUGGUGCCCUUCAAUCAGUACCUGCCCAACAAGAGCAACGCCAGUGGCUACGUGCCCACACCACUGCGCAGGAAGAGGGGCGACCGCGAGGGCCGGGAGGAGGGCAGUGGAGGGGGUGGGGGCAGCCGCAAAAGCUGGAGUACCGCCACCUCGCCCAUAGGAGGCGAUAUACCCUUCAGAUUCAGUCACAGAGCUGCUAGUGUGUCAGAUGACCCAGAGAGUGUGAGUAUGAUUGACAUGCGUUGUGAGGAGGACGGCAUCUUGCCACACCACAGCCAGGUGCGCCACGAGCUCAUGCACAACCAGUACAACAUGAUGAAGGAAGAAGAGGACCACUGGCAGGACGACCUAGCCCGGUGGAAGAGUCGCAGGAGAAGCGUCUCCCAGGACCUGAUCAAGAAGGAGGAAGAGAGGAAGAUGAUGGAGAAGCUGAUGACGGGUGAGGGAGGAGCCAUCUCUCAGAGGAGGAAGAGCAUCAAGACCUAUCGGGAGAUCGUUGAGGAGAAGGAGCGUCGUGAGAACGACCUCCGCGAGGCCUACCGGUUGGCCCGCACACCCGAGGAGGCGGCGUUGGUCCUCCACCGCUAUGCCCAGCGCUUCACCAUUAGUGAAGCGGUGCUAGAGCGCCUGCAACUGCCCAAACUACUGGACAGGAGCGUCUCUGAGGAUCCCACUGCUACCACCAACACACGUCUCACCCUCACCCCAACUUCCUGUUCUCCCACCCCCACCUCCCCGGAAGAAGAUCCAAAUGGCCCCCUAAAGUACCUGAGGCAGCAGUCGCUCCCGGCACCCAAGUUUACCGCUACUGUCGAGGCCCAGGUGGUGGGGUUCCCCCAGGAUCCGUCUCAUCGCCCCCAGAUUCGGUCGUGCAAGCCUGAACCAAACCCCUCUAUCCGGGCUGUCUCACCCAAGUCUGUGCCUUUGCUGAUGCCCAAGCCUUACAGCCAACCCAAGGGCAUGCAGAUGCUGGUGGGACCCAGGCCAGGCAAGGUGGACGACUUGCUGCGAGUGAACGGCGACAUGGGCAAUGAUGAGGUCACCACUCCAGAGAGCGAGGGAAGGACCUCCCCGCUACUGUUCUACCCCUCCCCUGCCACGCCUACAGCCUCCUCUGACGGUUCCGACACACCCCCAUGUGAGGCCACUCUCCUACCCACACAUAGCCCCUCCCCCAGGGCAAGCCCAUUACCAGCCAAGCUAGCUGUGGCACAGGGUGGCACAGGCACUGCAGUGACAUCUUCUUCAGUGCCAGGAGAAAGUGAUGCCCAGGAGAAGGGUAAUGCACAGGAGUCUACCCCGCCUAGCCGGCCCACCUCACUGCCCUCGUCCCUACAGGAGCUGCAGAGCACAGAGAGCCUUGUGGAGGCUGGAGGCAGGUCUGCUGCAGGCCCACUGUGGGAGGAGCCCAACACAACAGAGACUGCAGUACAGCCCUCUCCAGCUACAGAGUCACAACAAGCUCCCAAGGAACAAACAGAAGUGUGUAUGAAUGCCACAGCGACUAGACAGAAUGCCACUGUCCUCCGUCCAGUCCUAUCAGAGCACGCCACACAACAAGCUCAACCAAUGACCGCACAGGUCAGUGAGCCCAGCCUGGAGUCAUCUCAGAGAGCAGAGGAAGUUGCUGCCUUGGCUGAUCCAGGACCUGUCAGAAAGAAACCACCAUGUGAAGCGCCCACAACAGAGCUGGCUAACAGUGCCAGUUAUCCACCAGCAACCGGCAACCCUAGGUUAGGCCUACGUUGGGAGUUCUUCACCCCGCCAGAGGGGGCAGAGCAGGAGCGUGGUAAAGCAGCGGUCACUCAGGUGUCAUCCCCAGUAGUGGCCCAGGCUAAGCGGGGUGACCGCUGGUCUUGGGACCCAGAUGAGGAGCGACAGCGUCAGGAAAGGUGGCAGCAAGAGCAGGAGCGCAUGCUUCAGGAGAAGUACCAGCAUGAGCAGGAGAAGCUGAAACAGGAGUGGGAGAGAGCGCAAAGAGAGGUGGAAGAGGAGGAGAGGAAAUACCAUGAGGAGGAGCGUAGGAUACUAGAGGAGACUGUGGCCCCCCUGACCCCCCUCUCCUCCACCCUGCCCUCGCCCAUCCGGGGGGAUGGCCCCACGCCCAUGGACCCCCAGGACACCGUUGUCCGGUCGCUGGCCGACUGGGAACGCAAGCAGGAGCUGCUGGAGAGGCAGGGGGGGAACACAGAGUGUGUGGAAUGGAAAGGACAAGAUAACGACAGUAGUAGUGACAUCAGCACAGCAUCCAGAGAUGAGAACCUGAAAACAGCAGUCAGCCAGAACAGCAGUCAGGCAGACAAGCUGACGCCGAGUCUGCAGAAUGGUCAGAGAGCACCACCCGCCAUGGCCGUGCCCCAGCCCCACAACAAGAAACAAUAUACAGAGGUCUUACUAGACUACACCAAACCCAGCAAGCAGGCGCCCUCUCGGGACAGGAGGUGUGGCUCCAUUGAAUCCAUGGGGCCCAGUCCAUUAAAGUCACCCACAACAUGCCCAUCCGACAUGCCUCAAUCGCCAAACAGGUCGGUGAGCGGUAAGAAGCUGUGCUCCAGUUGCGGUCACCCUCUGGGAAAAGGGGCGGCCAUGAUUAUUGAGACCCUCAGCCUUUACUUCCACAUCCAGUGCUUUAAGUGUGGGGUCUGUAAGGGGCAGCUGGGUGACACCACGAUGGGGACAGACGUGAGGAUUCGGAACGGCCUCCUCAACUGCCACCAGUGCUACAUCCGCUCCCGCUCAGCCGGCCAGCCAACCACAUUGUGACAACGUUGGGUCAAUGGAAAGCACAAGGAUUACGGAGAAAUUGUCUCCCUUCUUCCUGCUUCUCUGUAUAAUCAACAUAUGUGUGGAAUGUGUCUUGUCUGUCAAUGCCUAUGUGGGGAUUUUCGCAAUGUCUGCAAUUCACAUCCCAUCGGGUUUAUUGAAAUGGUCCAAAUAAUGCCUGACAUUGGAAAGUUGUGUGCAUAGAAUAUUAGUCAGACUGAUCAUAGUCGCCCUAUUGAUUCUAUUGGCCCUGUAUGAUCACAGCUCAGAGGUUCUCACUUCCUCGUUUCCAUAUGCACCCACAAGCCCUCAAGAGGAUGGCGGCCAUUUUGAAUCUGAGCUCUGAAACUGUAAAUAUGGUGCAUACAGUAUAACAGCCUCCAUCACUUCAAAACUGUAUAGGAAACUCAUGAAAAUACUAAUGCAAUGAAGUCCAACAAACGAAUGUGGCACUUAUUUGUUUGUAAGAAAACCCUUUAUUUUAAUUGAAUUAUUCUCUGGUAUCCAGGUUGUUAGAUAGGCCUUAUUAGUCUUUAGUUUGUAACUUUAGCUUCUAAUUUGGUCGCUAGAGAAGGUUGUCAAGAUUUCAAAUGAAAGUUUCAAGUAAUAGAAGUGUAUUCCAUUUUGCUGACUUGAGAUCUUUAGGGGUUAUUUCUCGAUGGUCAACAAAAGGCUUAGAAAAAGCAUGAUUGUUCCUCCCAAUUUAGAUUUUUCACUUAAACCACAAUUAACCCAAACUCUGGUUUAAAUUCUGGGAGUUAAAUAGUUUAGCUGCCUAUCUUCUUUCCAGGCAGCUCCAACAAUGUAUUUUAUCUUUUAUUUAUUGGAUAAAAACAUAUACUGUGCUGUCACUAGGCUAUAGGCCUACAUUACAGUAACGUUGCACGUCGGCCUGACAACGUUAUCCUUUUCUCUCUUUCUUUGCUCGAAACAAAUGUCCGCUCACAAAGUUAGAUGUACAUGAUUUUAGAGCAAUAACACAAACUGAUGCAUGUAAACUGGUUGUGGAGGUAAACAACCAUCAUUAUGGAUUUAUGCUACUGUACUAAAUCAUUCCGUUAACUCUUAACUGAUUCUCUUAAGGAAUUUCACACUUGGAAUGUCAUGAAACAUGUGCCUUAGGUAAACAGGUGAUUGCACACGCAAGGGAAGGGAACCCAAAGAUUGUAUCCACUUAAAGGAAAACUCCAUCCAAAAACCAUCU